Molecule: messenger RNA, 639 nt
Organism: Jatropha curcas
Lineage: Eukaryota; Viridiplantae; Streptophyta; Magnoliopsida; Malpighiales; Euphorbiaceae
Source: RefSeq, a predicted model, not a curated record
AUGCUGAGAACGAGCUGUGUGGGCCCUGGCCUCAGACAAGUUGAUCACCCAAAGUUUGUGAAGUCGUAUUCAAAAACAAUUGACAGAGAGAACCCUUAUCCCAAGGGGUACAGAAAUUCAGAUUUCACAUUAUUCUUUGAAGAAGAUGGACAAUCCACCGUGAAGCAUAUAACAAGAUUCACCAUCCAAUGUGGGGAACUUGUCAAUCUGGAGAAUUUUGCUAACUAUAAGUUGCGACUGUUUUCUAACUCCUUGACAGGUACAGCUUUCACCCAAUAUUCAACACUUAUGAGGAACUCAAUCAAUUCAUGGUAUAGGAUGGAGCGUCUCUUCCAUACCCAAUUCUUUAGAGCUAAGCCAGAGGUUUGUAUGGCCAAGUUAUCCAUGCUAACACAAAGAAGUGGAGAGAUGGUUAACUCAUUUAUUGCAAGGUUUAAGAAGCUGAGGAAUAGGUCUUCAGAGGAUCCUAACUCAUCUCCUAAUAGUUCAUCAGAUGUUUCUAAAGUCAGUUCAAUAUCUUCAUUAGCCAUCGCGCCUUAUAAGAGGCCGAGGUUAGCUAUGAAAGAUUUGCAGGAACUUGAUGAGGCUGAGGUAAUCUUUGAGGAAGAGCUGGUGGAUGAUUUUAGGGGAGAUAUCUAG